UACAUAUCUUAUCUUAUCAUUUAUUACGAUUGAAAUGUAAAGCUUUUGUAUUGUAUGAAUUCCUAAACACAAAGACCUACAAUGCCAUCAUCAAAUGGGUUAACUCUAAGUGAAUAACUUUGAAAAAACAAAAUUAAACAAGAAAAAUACUACAGUUACGAAAAAACGAACGAAAAUUUAUCAACGAAAAGCAACAUAGAAAGCGGAGUGCGGACAAAAUUUAAUUGAAAAUCUUUUAAGAAAAAAAUUAAAUUAAAAACUUUUACAAAAAAAAAAAGCUUAAAAAUGGCAGCCGAAAACACUUUAGAAAAACAAAUCGGUUGUAUUAAAUACACCCUCUUCUGUUUCAAUAUAGUAGCCUGGAUGAUAGCUACUUCACUGUUUGCUCUCACCGUCUGGCUAAGAGCUGAACCUGGAUUCAAUGAAUGGCUGCGCAUAUUAGAGGCUCAAGCAUUCUAUAUAGGUGUUUACAUUUUAAUAGCCACUAGUAUUAUCUUAAUGGCAGUAUCAUUUUUGGGUUGUUUAAGUGCUCUUAUGGAAAAUACCCUGGCUCUGUUUGUGUUCAUAGGCACUCAGGUAUUUGGUUUUAUAGUAUCCACCAUAGGUGCCGCCCUAUUGCUGCAAUACAGUACAGUACACUCUAGUCUACAACCUUUGCUAACUGUUAGCAUUAAACGUUUUGUUAGUACCUCGGAAUAUUCCUAUUCUUCGUAUGUACUCAAUAUGAUACAAGAAAACAUUGGUUGCUGUGGUGCCACUGGACCUUGGGAUUAUUUGGAUCUACGUCAACCUUUACCCACUUCUUGUCGUGACACCGUUAGUGGUAAUGCUUUCUUUAUAGGUUGUGUGGAUGCUUUGACUUGGUUCUUUGAGGCCAAAACUUCUUGGAUUGUGGCUUUAGCUUUGGCCUUGGGUUUGCUUAAUGUUAUCUGUGCUGUUAUGAGUUUGGUUUUGGUGCAAGCCGUCAAAAAGGAAGAGGAUGAAGCUCGUGCUUAUAGACAUUAAAAGAUGCAGUAGCAGAAAUACGCUCUCUUUUCAAAAUUUAAAAUACACAUUCAUUUUAAUUUUAAGCCGUUUAUAUACAAUUGCACAAACACAAACAAAAAGCCAUAAAAUGCCGAAUGAACUUCUUUUUACAAAUAUCAUUUCUAUUUAAGUUUUGUAUUUAAUGUUAAAAAUGAAGUAAUUUAUACAAAUAAUUUAAUUAAGUUUUAAAAAUAACACCAUUUUUUUUGAAUAAAUUUAUUAAAAAAACAUAUUUUUGUAAAUUCUUCUGGUAAAGAGAAGAAUUACAAAAACGAAAAA
Messenger RNA from Lucilia cuprina (Australian sheep blowfly), 1305 nucleotides. RefSeq names its product tetraspanin-2A (gene Tsp2A). The record is from RefSeq and is a predicted model, not a curated record. The coding region runs from base 286 to 1005 and encodes 239 amino acids. Lineage: Eukaryota; Metazoa; Arthropoda; Insecta; Diptera; Calliphoridae. The transcript has 2 exons. Gene Ontology annotation, cellular component: membrane.